Molecule: messenger RNA, 1363 nt
Organism: Eptesicus fuscus (big brown bat)
Lineage: Eukaryota; Metazoa; Chordata; Mammalia; Chiroptera; Vespertilionidae
Product: uveal autoantigen with coiled-coil domains and ankyrin repeats-like
Exons: 15
Molecular function (GO): protein binding
Source: RefSeq, a predicted model, not a curated record
AUGGCCACCCUUGCCAGGGGGAAGAAGAUCUGCCCUACCAGAGGGGCCAAGGUCUGCCCUGCCAGCUCGGACACGGUCUCCCCUGCCAGCGGGGCGAUGGUCACCCCUACCAGCGGGAAGAAGGUCCGCCGUACCAGGGGGGCCAAGGUCUUCCCUGCCAGUGGGGCAGCCGAGGACUCCCCUGCCAGCGGGGUCCAGAUCUCCCCUACCAGCGUGGCAGCCGAGGACACCCAUAUAAGCGAGGGGUACAGUCUCUUGAAACGCAGAAAGCCCUGCGUUCUAGACAAAAAUCUGUUUGAGAUCCACAGAGCUGCCAGAGAUGACAACCGGUGGAGAAUGGAGCUAAUCCUCCUUCUAGGGAUAAGUGACGUGGAUAAAAGAGAUAAGAUGAGCAGGCUGCUCCUUCAGGAACCUGCGUCCUCUGACUCCCGUAGGACUGCCCUCCACGUGGCCUCUGCCUUUGGCCGCACAAGGAUGGUGAGACUCCUGAUACAGAGAGGAUGCGAUAUUAACCUCGGUGACUUGGAGAAUAAGUCAGCUCUGAUCCAGGCUCUAUACCACCGGAAUGUGGCCUGUGCAAAUGCGUUGCUCGACUCUGGUGCGAAUCCAAAUAUAGUAGACAUCGACGGCAACACUGCUCUCCACCAUGCUGUCCGGGGUCACAAUCUGGCCAUAGUGAACAGGCUGCUGUCGCGCAACGUAGAUAUUGAAGCGAGAAACAAGAGUGGCCUCACACCACUUGCACUCGCUAAUCUUGAAAACAAUUGGAAAAUGGUGGAAUUGCUAACAUCCAGAGGUGCAAACCAGGACGAGAUAAAAAGUAAGGAAGAACCAACUCCUGAAGAAAAGGUACCCCCAGAACCUGAAAGUUGCACUCCUGUAGUUACAGAUCAACAGGAAACUCGAAAACAAGCAUGGACUGAAACGAAAUCAAUCACAGUGGUUGAUAUACCUGAUGAAGACACUUUAAGCAGCCAGGAAAAAAUAACCUCUGAAUAUAAAGAAGAAAAGGGACCCCAAAAAUCUGAAAGUCGCAUUCCUGUGGUUGAUAUGUCUGAUGAAGACACUUUAAGCAGCCAGGAAAAAAUAACCUCUGAAUAUAAAGAAGAAAAGGGACCCCAAAAAUCUGAAAGUCGCAUUCCUGUAGUUGUAGAUCUACAGAAAAAUCGAAAAGAAGCAUGGACCAAAACAAACUCAGUGACAGUGAUUGAUGUCUCUAAAGAAGACUCUUUAAGCAGAAAGCAACAACUAACUUCUGAAUAUAAACAAGAAAAGGGACCCCAAAAAUCUGAAAGCUGCACUCCUGUUAUAGAUCUACAGAAAAUUCAAAAAGGACCAUGGACCAAAACAAACUCAAUGAUAG